AUGAUCCUUUCAGGAUUACCCCGGAAGCUUGUCCAACCUUGGUCCUAUGAAAAGGACGUGCAGACAGAACUAAGCACCUUGGCGCUGGCAGCCGAAAUGACAUCACUCGAGAACCAUCUAGCGUCGGAAGUGAUCAAAGUCAAUAACACUGUGCUUGAAGAGAUACUGAGAAGACAUCGAGAUCUCCGCCACCGCCCGGAGCCAAACCAGAGAUCGGCGGGCUCUCCCUUUCCCCUGGAAUCUGCCGAAGAGCCAGCCCACUUGACGCCAACGCAGGUUGAAGCGAGUUCACUCGAUGAGAAUGCUAUCGAGACUCAAGGAACUUCCUUGCAAGCCAGUGGUUCAAUACAGGGUGCUGGAACACGGAACUUCGCUAAAAACAGGGCUUGGCCUCCAGAAGUAUUGAAGCGGCUUCCUAUAUGGUUCGAAGACCAAGUAAGGAAGAACCUGUCACAGGAAGAGAUCGCCCAAAAUUUUCACCAAACAUUCAAGCAAAAACGGACUUUCCAUGCUAUUGAGGCAAGAGUGUAUUUCUUAACAGGGAAGAGUCCUUUCCGGAAGCGCAGUAAGAGGACUUCGCGCAAAGAACCUGUGUCUUUGACACCUCGCUCCUCCCCACCGCUUUCUCAACCCUUUGAAGUGGACUUGACCCAACAAUUGAUCUCGAGGUCGAACAUCGAGGUUCACGCGUUACGUCUAGCCCCAAACUUGCUACCCUACCUGAAUUCUGACGACUGCGAGGAUGGAAGCCUUUACGCUCUUUAUGAUGUUCAACCGGUUGACCCUGAAUCAGAAUCCAGCGGCCCCCAUGCGGUACCUGAAGAGGAUGCUGCAAAUCAAACGUCAAGCUGCCGGUACUCAUCUCAAGGGCAUGAAGUUCCGUCAGGUACAAGUCAAAAUGAAUGGCGAGUUCAAGGAAGCCCUCAGGCUGGAGAACCGCCUAAAACCCAUCCGGUGUUCUCAGAUGUGGUGUCCGAGAGUCAGCCAAGGAAUGAUAAUUCAAUCAAUGUCCUCGCCACAACAUCAGGGACGGUUGAUUCCUACUUUCCGCGAGACUCUCCCUUAGGAUCCCCUCGGACAUCAGGGACGGUUGAUUCCUACUUUCCGCAAGUCUCUCCCUUAGGAUCCCCUCGGACAUCAGGGACUGUUGAUUCCUACUUUCCGCGAGUCUCUCCCUUAGGAUCCCCUCGGACAUCAGAACCUAUCCAAUCUCCUAUUCGGCAUCACUCUGACGGCGAUACCACACUUGAAGAGCUGGGCCAAACGCUUAUCCAUGGUACUGAGUCCAGUGCAAUGCACGUGGAACAAAUAGACACGGCGCAUAACAGUCAACCAUCUGGGAGAGUUUCUCCGCAAUUUUCACCAUGUGGAACUUCAUUGGCUGGAGGUUCAGCAAACGAGGGUUCCAAUCAUGAAAGCCACCCAGAGAGCGGACUCGGUGCAUUGACUGUUCCCAGGGCAUUAACGCUCUUCCAAGUUCCGGAACCAAGCUCCACUGAUAAAGCGACUGAGCACCACUCUCAGAACUGCGGAAGGGAUGGGUCAACCACCGAUACCUCUGGAAAUUUGGGUGAAGAGGAAUUGACCAUAAGAUAUCAUGAAAAAUCUCGAGCGCAGGCGGAGAGUUCUCAUCGCUCAUGGAUUGCUAAGGACCUGGACCGUUUAUCAGGGUGGCUCAUGAAACGGAAAAGCCUACGAAAGGAAAGACUUGAAGUUGAGUUUGUGAGAGACUUUGGACACUACCGAACUUCCUCUGCCAUCCGUGCAGCGUGCCGCAAAAAGCGAAAGGCAGAUUCUCGCCAAAAGGAUGUAACACAUCAACUAGCUCCGGUUGCCCCUGCCGUUCUCGAUACUAUGCCGGUAUCACGAUCACCCAACGCCAUCAUUGACACUCCGAGCUUGGACCCAUCCCAUACAAUAACAGUACUGAGCAAUGAUAGCACUACAUCCAAGCAUCCGCUGUUAGAGCGACCUCGAUCGCCACAGCUUCAUCACCAGCCGCAGGUUCAAGACAACACAGAAAGACUUUCUCAAAGCAGUCCUUUACUAUUGAAUGAGGAUGAGGAAGCAGUGGCUCAAAUUCCACUGGCUGUUGUUGCCUCCGAACCAGCUUCUGGACAGAUGUUGCUUUCAAGUUCUCCUGAGAAUGUCCAAGAUACCCCCACGUUGGGAAAUCGUUGCCAUCGAGUUGACAUCACGCCAAACCCUCUGGCCAGGUUCACAGCAAUCAAUGGCGAUGGAGUCCAACGAGCAAGACACUCUACCUGA
This is a messenger RNA of Penicillium canescens, 2268 nucleotides long. RefSeq lists its product as uncharacterized. NCBI's taxonomy places the organism in Eukaryota, Fungi, Ascomycota, Eurotiomycetes, Eurotiales, Aspergillaceae. The transcript has 4 exons. The coding region runs from base 1 to 2268 and encodes 755 amino acids. The record is from RefSeq and is a predicted model, not a curated record.